AAAGCCAGGAAGCUGCAGGGAAAGUUCUGAUUAAAACACACACACAAACAAAAGGCAGGUCCUCACUGUGCUUGGCGAUGUGCUCUGGGGCCGCGGUGCUGCGGGCCGGACCCGGGGCCCAGCUGAGCACACAGUUUGCUCCCAAGCAAGCGUCAAUGACCUCGACGACCGCCAUCGCCCCCCAGGAGGAGAGAGCCGGAACCAGCAGCCUCUGACCCCUCCUGGUGUCCCGACUGACCGGCCACAGAGACAGAGAGCCCCGGGGGACCAGUCUGCUCAGCCAAGGAGCCCUGAGGAGCCGGGGGGGUGGCACCAGUGCCCAGCCUGCCCCGAGAAGGCCCCGGCCAGACCAUGGCAGGUGUCUGUGACAUGGCCCCCAACUUCCUCUCCCCGUCUGGAAACCAGGCCCUGGAGCCUGCCCUGGGCAGUGCGGUCUCCCUGAACUGCACGGCCUGGGUGGUCUCUGGGCCCCACUGUCCCCUGCCCUCAGUCCAGUGGCUGAAAGAUGGGCUGCCGCUGGGCAAUGGAAGCCACUGUGGCCUCCAUGAAGACUCCCGGAUCAAGUCCAACUCAUCAGAGGUGCUUGUGUCCAGUGUUCUGGGGGUCAACCUGACCAGUGCUGAGGACUAUGGGGUCUUCACCUGCUCCAUCCGGAAUGUUAGCUCCUCCUCCUUCACUCUUUGGAGAGCUGGCCCAGCUGGCCACCUGGCCGCAGUGCUGGCCUCACUCCUGGUCCUGCUGGCCCUGCUCCUGGCGGCCCUGCUCUAUGUGAAGUGUCGACUGAAUGUGCUGCUCUGGUACCAAGACGCCUACGGGGAGCUGGAGAUGAACGACGGGAAACUCUACGACGCCUACGUCUCCUACAGCGACAGCCCCGAGGACCGGAAGUUCGUGAACUUCAUCCUGAAGCCACAGCUAGAGCGGCGUCGGGGCUACAAGCUCUUCCUGGAUGACCGCGACCUCCUGCCACGCGCGGAGCCCUCGGCCGAUCUCCUGGUGAACCUGAGCCGCUGUCGACGUCUCAUCGUGGUGCUGUCGGAAGCAUUCCUGGGCCGGGCCUGGUGCAGCCACAGCUUCCGGGAGGGCUUGUGCCGGCUACUGGAGCUCACGCGCAGGCCCAUAUUCAUCACCUUCGAGGGCCAGAAGCGCGACCCCGUGCACCCCGCGCUCCGCCUGCUGCGCCAGCACCGCCACCUGGUGACCCUGCUGCUCUGGAAGCCCGGCUCCGUGGCGCCUUCUUCAGAGUUUUGGAAAGAGCUGCAGCUGGCACUGCCACGGAAGGUGCGGCACAGAGCCAUGGAAGGAGACCCCCAGACCCGGCUGCAGGGUGACAAGGACCCCAUGCUGAUCGUGCAAGGCCACCCACCCGAGGGUCGCACCCUGCACCUGGAGCUGGACCCCGACCCUGAGGGGGACCUGGGUGUCCGAGGGCCUAUCUUUGGGGAGCCAUUAGCUCCACCCCAUGCAAGUGGGGUCGCCCUUGGAGAGGGCCGGGGCAGCGAGGUGGAUGUCUCGGACCUCGGCUCCCGCAACUACAGUGCCCGCACGGACUUCUACUGCCUGGUGUCCGAGGAUGACGUGUAGCCUGCACCCGCCGGAGCGUCAGGAUCACCAAGGACAGCUGGGUGCAGGGUGGGGUGGGGUUUUUCUCCUCUCAGCAGGACUACCAGCCAUGAGACCUUGAGGGAAGUGGGGGGACUCUAGUGUGCCUCCUUGUGCCAGAAAAUAAAGUCCUUUUAGAUCCUGCCUGAGCCUCAGCCUCUCCUCUCCUGGGGCAGGAAGGGGCACGUCCAUCUCAGGGUCUCCACGGCCCUCAGCCCCUCCCCUUCCUCAUCCCCACGGCCACCCAGUCACAGGUCUGGCUGUCCACGCAGUCCCGCCCUCUCUCCAACCUCCAUCCUGAGCCAGCUCAGACACAUCUCUUAACAGUAGCCUCCUUGGGUCUCUCUGUUUGGGGGCGUGACGGUCCCCAGCCCCGCUCUGAUCCACACAGGUCCUGGAGGAGGGGCAGGCCCCUUAGAGUCUGCAGGUUCUGAGCUUUGCAGAAGAAGCCUUUUGUUGUAAAAUGUGAGUGGGAGGGAGCUUCACCACCAAAUGUCCUGGUUUGGUGAGAUGGGUUCCCAGGGCUCAGUCAGACGGUGCAAGUCCCUGGUCAGGACACCCCCAGGUCCAGCGAGGCAGGGCAGAGACAAGUGUUGGGUGUGGACGGCCCAGCAGGGCAGCACCUCAGCCAGGGGAGGUCACAACUCUCCCAGGAGUGGCCACCCCUCUGCACACACGGUCCCCAACACUGCUGCGUUUGUGCCUCGGUCGGCCCCUGGGCUGCCUCUGCUGUCUGCCCUGGUCCCUCCAGUUCUCUCCCCACUGGAUACUCUUGUCCUGGUCCUGGGCAUUCUGACCUGGAGAAGCAUCUGAGUGACUCGGGGUGAGUAUCAUCAGGGGCAGGCGCGGCUAUGCUCAGGGACGCUGCUGAGUCCCUGGCUUGGACCCCCAGGUCGA
Messenger RNA from Panthera uncia (snow leopard), 2499 nucleotides. RefSeq names its product single Ig and TIR domain containing (gene SIGIRR). The coding region runs from base 352 to 1584 and encodes 410 amino acids. The transcript has 10 exons. Lineage: Eukaryota; Metazoa; Chordata; Mammalia; Carnivora; Felidae. Gene Ontology annotation, biological process: signal transduction. The record is from RefSeq and is a predicted model, not a curated record.